AUGUUCGAUUUCAGAAAUUGCUCUAGAGUAAAAGAGAUUUCCGAUGAAGUACCAACAUCAGGUGCAGCAAACCUGCAGCCACUGUCAGUCAAGCUCCAAAAUAUUCUUGACCAACUGAAGAGCCUUCAGACGGAACGGGAGGACAGCAUUCAGUUAAUCAAGGGGUCCUACGAUGAACAGUUACAAAAGCUCACGGAGACACGUCGUAAUAUAAAUGCAGCAUUAGACAAGAUAGAAACAAAUACAAAGAAUGAGAUGGUAGCGACAAUGACGAAGCUCGAAUAUUCUCUCAAGUCAAAUGUUGAGAAAUGCACCAGGCUUCAAAAUGAGUUAAACAGACACCGUGAGGCGAUACAGGAAAUAUGUAAUAAGGACACGCCUAAACUGUCUUUUAUAACAAGCAAAAAAAGUAGUGUCAUAAUACAGAAGUCUGAAUCAUUUUUGAAAGAAAACUUUAAAAGUUCAAUAAAAUUCCAGCCUAACAGUGAAAUUAUAGAUUACUUGUCCCAAUUGUCAGGACUUGGAAAGAUUGAAGAGAGUAACCAGACAUUGCUAUUGCAGGAGAUUGGUGAACAAGUAUGUGAACUCAAUACGCAGCUGAGCAGGCAGGAGGGCGAGGUGGACGAACACAUAGUAUGUUUAGAGUCAAUGGAAUCUUCAACCAAUGAAGACCUUAGAAGAUUGUUUGAAAUACUGAAAAUUGACGUCAUGGCAGAAUGUGGAACUGCCUUAUUCCCGGCGUUCAGACAUGGUUGUGGGGCUCUGCAAGGCAUAGUGACCCGAGGAAAAGACAUUUUUGACAACCCUGUUUUUAGUGAGACCGAGAGAAAAAUUGUAUUUCAACGAUGUAUUCAGCUCUACACCACGUCUAUUUUAAUAGAGAAAAUUAAGGCAUCAAGCACAAAACAUGAGCAGCUGCGUCAUGUAGCACAAUUUAGCCGAGAAAAGCAAAAUAUUUCCUUUCCUGCUUUGGUUGCUGUUGACAAGGAACAAUGUGUCGAAAUUAGCAAAUGGAUAGACAGCCUAAGUAAAGAGAUCACUGGCUUAUGUGUGCUUUUGGUUGACGAUGAACCAGAUACGCCAUGCAUUGCACCGGCCUGUGGCGUUUAUCAAAGCAAGGCGAUAUUAGAGGGCAUAUUUGAAGCUGCAGAUGAUCUUCUAGAACGAGUCAUAUUUGCAGUGUUAAAGAACCUGGUCGAAAAGUGUGUUGCCAAAUACGGAGAUUCAACAAAAUUGUCAGAUAUUGAGAAAAAAAGAACAUUACAGAGUAUUUAUAAUUAUGCAAGGACAGCAUACACAAAUAGUGAAGUACCGGAACAUGAAAGACCAGAUCUUCCAGAUAGUUCGUAUACAUAUCCUAAAGAUAUUCAUGAUGUAGUGAAAGAGCUUCUUGAAAUGAAAGGGGUUGUUCGUUGUUCUAAAAAUAUUGGGCAUCUUGAAGUUAUUAUUGAAAAUACACACGACAGCGAGGCAACCAUGAAUGGAGUAACUCUGUAUCUUCAACACAAAAAUAUACAACCCCUGUUUAUACGUGGAACAAUCGCACCUCUCAUUUCCAGUGGGGACAGGGUCUCAAAUGAACGAUUACUAAAACAAAUACCUGAAAAAUUUGCAACAUUGGGAGGAUUUGCGCUGCAAUUUCCAAAAACGACUUCCAAUCCAAAUUUCAACACGGCUGCAACAUCUCUUCCCAGCAGUCCAGCAUCACAACACACGAGAGGAAAGCUGGUUGCGCUUAUCUCACGACACGUAGCAACAGCAAUAGGGUGCGAGUGUGUAAAUGCAUACAAUGAUACUGAAACAUUUGAACUUGGAAAAAUCAACAAUAUCCACGAUAACCCGUUGGUUGAUAUAAUUCCUUUCGACAUUAAAGAAGAUUGUAUUAACAAGUGUGACAGACGAUUCAAAACAGAGAUCGGCAUUCAGAUGUAUGGCCAAGUAUCUCCGGAAGAAAGAAUUCGUGAAGGAGAUCAAGUAUAUAUAUGGGGAGCAGCAACGUCUCUGGGUUUAGGAACAAUUGAUUCUGUCAAUUUAGAAACGCCGAAUGGAUUGUUGAUAACAAUACAUGAUCGAAACGAGGGUGAGUCAUUCUGCAAAGAAGGUGAUAGUGGUGCCAUGGUAUGUGCUACUGAUAGAAGGGAACGGACAUUGUAUGCUAUUGCAAUGAUCCAAGGAAAACUUCAUAGAUCGAGUGGAAGAGCAAUAUAUGUUGCGGUUAGUCUUAAUGAAGGAUUUAAAAUAUUAGAAACACAUUAUUUGUCAAAAUUCAGUCUGUGCAAUGAUCAACCACAUGCAUAAACAGGAUUUGACUGAUAAUCACAUAACAUUAACUGACUAGCUGACUGCUGCCAUGGACAUUCAAUAUGCUAGAAUAACACUUAUAACACAAGUAGUGUGUGUUCUGCUCUCGUACAGCUCGUAUUUUUAUAAUUGUAUUUGUGACUUAGAAAUUGCGUAAACUACUAGCUAAUAGAUGGUGUCGAAUAAGAUCUAUCAAUUCUUAUAUCAGUGUAGACGGAGAGUUGUUUCUUGUAUUUAUAUUCAGUACCAAAUUGUUGCUGUAUAAACAACAUAUUAAUGUGAAGUAUAAUGUUCGUGUAUCAAUAUGUAUAAAAUUAUUUGUAAUAGAAAACAAAAUACUCCAUUUGUAAAAAAUAUAUAAAGUUUGGGGAAUAACUCCCAAUAUUUUCUAACCCGCCUGGACAACAACUCUGUUUUUUUAUUUGAUUAACGUUUGUGUAAUGUUCUGAAUUCAGUUAUAGCUUGUCAACAUACUUUAACGUAAGUAAUGAAAAAGAAGCUAAGAUAAAUUGCAGUAAAUGUCAAUAGUAAGGUUACUGCUUAACAUUAUACGCCAAUUAUGUAAGAAUCAAAAGGAAAACAUGUUUAAAAUACCAUAUCUUUGUUAUAGUGUAAUCCAUUCAUAUAGUUUCGACCACCCAUAUAUCUUACAAAUUGUGGCAUAUUUCCGAUUAAACUUUUAAUUUUUAAAGGAUAUGAUGUUAACGUUCUCAAAAACAAGUGCUUGUUGGUUUCCGAUUCACUAUAUCUUUCUUCUCUUAAAAUUUGGGAUCUUUAAAAGAAUAACCAUUUUAAACGUUUGAUCCUAAAAUAUUUAAUUACCUAAGCUGGUUUUAUUAGUAAUUCAAUUUUACAGUACCGCUUCUUUAAUAUUUUUAGUUUUGUGUUAUAGCACUGCGCCUGGAUUUUGUUCACGUCAUCGUGUCUUCGCUUGUCAAUAUUGUCAUACGAUAUUCUUUCUCUUUUCCCGCCUACAUAGAUUUGUGUGACGUCAUCGCUUCAUACUUUCAAUAUUAACAUGCAUAGGUCAUUGAGUUUGAAGCGUUCAAUUUUUAUUGUGUUUUCUCGCUGACAGGCGUUUCUUGUUUGAUUUAUGUUUUAGCAAUCACAUAAACAACCAAGCUAUGUAAUAUGGAUCCUUUACACCCAUUAUUGCUGUUUCUUCCUGUAUUUGCGCGAUGAUGAUCGGAAAUAUUAUCUUCAUGACGCUAUAUUCUUAAAUAUUUUUCUAUAAAGAAGGAAUGUAGUUGACACUCGUUCGUAGUUUCAUUUCAUCGUUCCUCAAAAAGUUGUAACUCUCUUGCUCUGGUAUCUUUCCUACCAUUGAGUAAUUAAAUAGUAAUUAAAUAAAAUAAGUUUCAAUUCUCUUUUAUCAUUGUUUAAUUUGAGUUUCAAUGCUAUGAGGUUAAAUUUUAUUUACACUUAAAUGUAUCGUGAAUGUUGCUGGGCCAAGUGUGAGGUUGAGCGCUCUCAAACCGGUUUAAACCCCCAAUGAUUUGCAUUGACCGUUCCAAGGCGGUGACCCCAGCUUUAUUCUUAUAUGUGUUUAUGUUGUUUUGUAUUGUGCUAUUGUGUGCUGUUUUUUACUGUUUUGGCAAUCGGUCACUUGCCUUAAAUAAAGGACCAACAAAUUGUUUAUAAUAAGAAUUCAAUACUGCUCCAGCAGCUGGAGAUUAACUUCUUUAUAUUUAUUUAGACAAUUGUCAUGAACUUGUGUUUUACUCGGAACACUGCGUUAAUUUUAUAUUUUCUAAAAUUCAAAAUUCAAGUUAUCAAAAUGUACCACAUAUGUUUCGUAAAUGCAAAUUAUUUGUUUAAAAAAUAUC
This is a messenger RNA of Dreissena polymorpha, 4127 nucleotides long. RefSeq lists its product as uncharacterized. The record is from RefSeq and is a predicted model, not a curated record. The transcript is spliced from 5 exons. Lineage: Eukaryota; Metazoa; Mollusca; Bivalvia; Myida; Dreissenidae. The coding region runs from base 1 to 2298 and encodes 765 amino acids.